Molecule: messenger RNA, 780 nt
Organism: Gaeumannomyces tritici R3-111a-1
Lineage: Eukaryota; Fungi; Ascomycota; Sordariomycetes; Magnaporthales; Magnaporthaceae
Product: 6-phosphogluconolactonase
Exons: 1
Coding region: 1-780 (259 amino acids)
Biological process (GO): pentose-phosphate shunt; carbohydrate metabolic process
Molecular function (GO): 6-phosphogluconolactonase activity
Source: RefSeq, a predicted model, not a curated record
AUGGGCAAGCAGGCCAACCUAUACUCCUUCCCGACCGCCGAGGCGCUCGCGCCCGCGCUCCGGUCAUACGUCAUCCAGUGCCAGGACGCGGGCAUAACGCGGCACGACGUCUUCAAGGUGGCCGUCUCGGGCGGCUCGCUCCCCAAGUCGCUGGCCCAGGCGCUGCUGGACCCCAAGGGCGCCGGCCAAGUGCGCUGGGACAAGUGGGAGAUCUUCUUCGCCGACGAGCGCGCCGUGCCGCUCGACCACGACGACUCCAACUACGGGCUCGUCAAGAAGGAGCUGCUCGACCGCAUCCCCGCCAGCCAGCCGCAGCCCACGGUCCACGCCAUCGACCCGGCCCUGCUCGGCGACACGCAGGAGCUGGCCGACAGCUACGAGCAGGUGCUGGUGCGCAGCUUCGCCAGCCGCGACAGCGUCAAGCUGCCCAUCUUCGACCUGCUCCUGCUCGGCUGCGGGCCCGACGGCCACACGUGCAGCCUCUUCCCCGGCCACGAGCUGUUGCGCGAGACGAGCGCCUGGGUCGCCCCCAUCGAGGACAGCCCCAAGCCGCCCCCGAAGCGCAUCACCCUUACCCUUCCCGUCGUCACCCACAGCGUCCGCGUGGCAUUUGUCGCCACGGGCGCCGGCAAGAGGGACAUCAUGAAGCAGAUCUUUGACGGCGACGCCGGCCUGCCCUGCGCCCUCGUCAACCACGGCGCCGGCGACCGCUGCUCGUGGUUCGUAGACAACUCGGCCGUCGAGGGCGUGUCCUACCCCAAGAGGAACUUUAACCUGUGA